Messenger RNA from Cryptococcus amylolentus CBS 6039, 759 nucleotides. RefSeq names its product ribosomal protein L15. The transcript has 4 exons. Gene Ontology annotation, biological process: translation. Lineage: Eukaryota; Fungi; Basidiomycota; Tremellomycetes; Tremellales; Cryptococcaceae. The coding region runs from base 1 to 759 and encodes 252 amino acids. Gene Ontology annotation, molecular function: structural constituent of ribosome. Gene Ontology annotation, cellular component: mitochondrial large ribosomal subunit. The record is from RefSeq and is a predicted model, not a curated record.
AUGUUGAGAAAUAUCCUCUCAAGUACCACCAGGCUCUUCUCCAGAGACCAGAUCCCCUCGGGAAGCAGGUCUGUCUCCACUGCCGUCCACCUCGGCGACCUCGCCCCAGCUAGGGGCUCGACCAAAGUCGACACAAGAUACGGCCGUGGUCCCGGGUCUCAGAAAGGUGGAACAUCAGGUCGUGGUCACAAGGGUCAGAAGGCGAGGAAUGGAAAGGGUGUGAGGCUUGGAUUCGAAGGUGGUCAAACGCCCUUGUACAGGAGAAUUCCCAAGAGAGGUUUCAUCAACUUCACAUCUAAAACCUACGCUCCCCUCUCCAUCGCGACUCUUCAGUCAUGGCUCGCUCAAUCCCGCAUCUCUCCCUCGGAAACCAUCACCGUCGGCACCAUCGCCCGUUCCAAUGCCGUACACGGCCUCUCGCAUCUCCACGGCGUCAAGCUUCUCGGCGACGUUGACCCCUCCCUGCCCCUCCCACCACUGAAGCUCGAGCUGUCGAGAUACUCCAAGAGCGCGGCCAAGGCGAUCUUGGCAGCUGGAGGAGAGUUGAAGGCGGUCUAUCACAACAACCUGAGUUUGAGGAAGGAAUGGUACCCGGAGAAGUUUAUGGGUAGGGAGAUUCAGAGCGCAAAGCCUGCGAGGAAGAACGAUAUUUUGUUCUAUACCAACCCUAAGAACUUUGGAUAUCUGGCCGAAGAGACCCCCACCUCUGCUCGCAAGAUGACUCCGGAAGAAUGGGCCAAGGUUGAAGCUCCCCAAUAG